AUGACUUGUGUUUUUUGUCUUACUUUCCAGUUGGCCUGCUGCUGCGGUACUGCUGCUUGUUCCUUGUGCUGCAAAUGCUGCCCCAAGAUAAAACAGUCAACCAGCACCCGCUUCAUGUAUGCGCUUUACUUCAUCCUGGUGACUAUCAUCUGUUGUGUCAUGAUGUCAACAACAGUAGCUAACGAAAUGAAAAUGCACAUUCCCUUCUACAAGCAGAUGUGCAAGGGUAUUCAGGCGGGUGAGAUGUGCGAGAAGUUGGUGGGAUACUCUGCGGUGUACAAAGUCUGUUUUGGAAUGGCCUGUUUCUUCUUUUUGUUCUUCUUGUUCACCAUCAAAAUUAACAGCAGCAAAAGCUGCCGAGCAUAUAUUCAUAAUGGAUUCUGGCUCGUUAAACUUAUACUUCUGGCAGCAAUGUGCUCAGGAGCCUUCUUCAUUCCUGAUCAGGACACUUUCCUCAAUGCCUGGCGCUACGUAGGAGCAACAGGAGGUUUCCUUUUCAUUGCCAUUCAGCUCAUCCUGCUUGUUGAGUUCGCACACAAAUGGAAUAAAAAUUGGACUGCAGGUGCAAACCACAAGCAGAUGUGGAAUGGUUUGCUUGCCCUGGUCACUCUCACCUUGUACUCUGUUGCUGUGGCAGCCCUGGUCCUCAUGGCUCUUUUCUACACGCGCUCAGAGGGCUGCAUGUACAACAAGAUCCUCAUCGGUGUUAACGGUGGCCUGUGCCUCUUUGUGUCGCUGGUGGCCAUAUCGCCCUGUGUCCAGAAUCGCCAGCCCCAUUCUGGUUUGCUGCAGUCAGGAGUUAUCAGCUGCUACGUUAUGUACCUCACUUUCUCAGCACUAUCCAGCAAACCACCAGAAACUAUCCUGGACGAAAACAAUCAGAACAUCACAAUCUGUGUACCUGAAUUUAGCCAAGGCCUGCACAGAGAUGAAAACCUUGUUACUGGCCUGGGUACUACCAUUUUGUUUGGCUGCAUUUUAUAUUCUUGUUUGACCUCAACAACACGUGCAAGCUCAGAGGCACUGAGGGGAAUAUAUGCAACACCUGAAACUGAAGUAGCUCGUUGCUGCUUUUGCUGCAUGCCUGAUGGAGAUGCUGAUGCUGAAGAGCACAUUGAGAAGAGGGGAGGCCAGACUGUGAUUUACGAUGAAAAGAAAGGCACCGUGUACAGUUAUGCUUACUUCCACUUUGUUUUCUUCUUGGCUUCGCUCUACGUGAUGAUGACAGUAACUCAUUGGUUCCAUUAUGAAAGUGCUCAGAUUGAAAAAUUCUUCACUGGAACCUGGUCCAUCUUCUGGAUUAAGAUGGUCUCCUGUUGGGUUUGUGUCUGUCUGUACUUAUGGACUCUUAUUGCUCCACUCUGUUGCCCAACCAGAGAGUUCUCAGUGUGAACACUCAGAAGGUCCUGUGUUUUUCUCUUCUCUUCCCACCUCCCACCCCUCCACCCCCCACCCCCAAUACAAAUAAAAAACAACAGUCAUUUUGUAAUGAGGAAACACCUAUUGCCCACUCAUCAUAAUGUACCAGUUAGUAGCUUUUUAGUCAGACUAAACAAAUGAUUGAAGACUUUUUUUACCUUUUUUAAUUGUCAUGAACAAGCAUUGCCCAAGGAAACAAAUCUGUUCCAAACCAUUGUAACACUGAUGUGUGGAGCGUAGGAAACACAGUUGUUGCAUAAACUGGAAUAAGUGAAAUGCUUUACAAAUAACUGACAAUCUUUCUCUGGCUUCAUUGGCAAGAAAAGAAAAAAUCAUGGUGCAGAUGUAUCUUCUUCCUUCCUGUGAAUGUUGGAUAUCUUCUAGCAAAUAUGCAUUCCUUUUUAUACUCUUAACUGUGUCUUUUACAGUUUGCAGUGAUGAUUUGGACUGCUGUUUUGUACAGCAUAUAAUUCUUGUAAGUAGUAUCCAGAUAAUUUUUUCCAAAAACAUAAUUAAAUACUUCUGUAGAAAUAGAGAAUAUGUAAGAAUUUGACUGCCAAAGCAUCUACUAAAAUUGUUUAUCUAAAUAUUAAAUAUAUUAAGUUAUUGUAUACCUAGAUUGAGAAAGGAACGUACCAAUGAUAAUAGAGUAUUUAUUCUAUUAUAAUUUUAAAAGGCACCUGAAUAUUUUAUGCAAUUCAGAUUUGGUCCAGUUGUUAAUAGAAGGGGAUUUCUACACACAAAUUCUUAAACUCUGAAUUUGUCCGCCUUUGCUUUGCCAGCUCACUUAAACUGCAAGUUGUGUGUACCGCACAGGGAUUUAAGAUACGGUACAUUCUUUAUUCAGAAUGUUUGCUGUUGAGAAAAUACUAAUUACAGGAGCACUGCCAGUUGCUGUUAAAUUUAAAAGUGGAGUGCUCAUUUACUUUUCUACCCUGCUGUUCCAACUUGUGUCUAAAGAUCGCCCAGGAUCUUCAGUUCUGUUUCCAUUACUAAUUUUAUAAUAUUUUAAAUGCAUUGAUGGU
Messenger RNA from Pygoscelis adeliae (Adelie penguin), 2444 nucleotides. It is a transcript of the gene SERINC5, whose product is annotated as serine incorporator 5. The transcript has 11 exons. Gene Ontology annotation, cellular component: membrane. The coding region runs from base 1 to 1392 and encodes 463 amino acids. The record is from RefSeq and is a predicted model, not a curated record. Lineage: Eukaryota; Metazoa; Chordata; Aves; Sphenisciformes; Spheniscidae.